Messenger RNA from Hordeum vulgare subsp. vulgare (domesticated barley), 1319 nucleotides. RefSeq lists its product as uncharacterized. The transcript is spliced from 2 exons. The record is from RefSeq and is a predicted model, not a curated record. NCBI's taxonomy places the organism in Eukaryota, Viridiplantae, Streptophyta, Magnoliopsida, Poales, Poaceae. The coding region runs from base 66 to 1319 and encodes 417 amino acids.
GUGAGCAAAAGCCCCUCAUUAUUUACUUAGAAAUUCCCCAACCUCACAGAAAUCCUAGGCCUGCCAUGCCGCCAGGCGGGGGCUGGGCGGACCUUCCACCGGAGCUUGUCUGCAACAUCGCUGACGGCCUUGACAACCUCAAGUGCUAUGGGAGUGCGCGAGGCGCAUGCACGACAUGGCGUUUCGCACUCGCGCCGCCAUUGCCAUCAUUGCUCGUUGACCAUGACGAUGACCCUGCCAAGCGCCACACCGCCGCUGCCAUCGAGCGUCGUACCACCGCAACCUCAAUCCUUGCGCGUCGCUCCUUCAAGCUCAACGCGAUCCCUUCGGGCAAGAAAUGUCUUGGCUGUUGUAGCGGAUGGCUCGCCCUCUCCGUGUGCAUCGAUGAUGUCCGUAGCCUACUCAGUCUCUUCCACCCCAUCACAGGCGCCGAGAUCCUCCUACCCCCACUUGUUUAUGACAGUCGCCUUGUCUCCAAGGUCGUCUUUGCGCCCAACCCCACCUAUGACGACUUCAUGGCCGUUAUGAUAUGUGACAUCAAUAGGGUUGCCUACGUUACCGCAGGGGCCAGGAGAUGGGCCAUCCUCGAUCCCAUCAACCUCACCAUUGGAGACCAGCUCAUCGACCUCCUAUAUCAUGAAAAUGGUAGGGUCUACUGUCUCACUCGAUUUGGAGAUGUCCAUGUGAUCCUCCUCCCGCAGCGCUGCCGUCGGGAACCUAUCAUCCUCGAGGGCCACACAUCAACAUAUCCUGCAGUGCAUAAUAGGCAAAUCUUCCAGAUGCAUGGGACAGGACCGGAUCUAAAUGCACCGGCCACCAUUGAGACAUUGUUGUCAUUUGAGGGAAGCAAUUUAUCAUUCGAUGUCGUCACCAGUUUCGCCCCGCCAUACAACACAAUCUCGUCGUUCACUAGUGUCAAGAAUCUGGUGUUCUGCGAUGGCAGCCUAUACCAAAUCUGGAGGAAUGCGACCUGCACGGUUACUGUGAAGCUGCCAGAAGGGGGUCGAUGUCGUGUAGCACAUGAUGAAAUAUUUGUUCUCAGGUACGACCCCCAUCGCCGACCAUGUUGGGACGUUGUGACUGACUUAAGGGGAUACUCAGUGUUCAUUGGGAGAAACAAUUCAAUGUCGAUAUAUGCGGAAGGCAUUCCAGGACUCAAGGGUGAUUGCGUGUAUUGGAUCGGUGGGAGGGGUAGGGAUGAGGGCAUGGUAUUUGACAUGAAGACUGGAAGGUCAAUACCUUGCUUUCCUCUUGUGGACGGUGUUCGUCUGGGGUCUUUACAAAGCACAAUCUGUUGGUACUUUUUGAGCAACAAAUGA